UGCUUGAGAGCCAAAUUGUGGUGGACAUCUCAUUCCUCCCCCUCUCUCUCUACUGGCAAAAAUUUGCACUGCUUCAGAUUCAAAUUCGAUAAAUUUUCAAUCGACGAAAAUCGUGUAAGCUCAGCUCCUGCCAAAGCUUACAUCACAACCAAUCCAAUCCCAACGCAUAUUUACCGAUUGCGCGAAAAUUAAGCGAGAACGAGACGCUAACCGAUCGGAUUAGUAAUGCUGGCUGUGUCGCCGCUGAGGAAGCAUACGAAUGAGAGGGAAGGCGAGAUGGAAGCCUUCUCGAUCGACGAGAGCGAGUUUCCGGACUUCUCCGGCGGAAAUCUGCUCGACAGCAUUGACUUCGACGAUCUCUUCCUCGGCAUCAGCGACGGCGACGUCCUGCCGGAUCUGGAGAUGGAUCCGGAGCUCCUCGCGGAGUUCUCCGCCGGCUCGAGCGAGGAAUCGGAGGCGAAGGCGGCGGCGAUCGACAAAUCCGACGACGAGAACACCUCGGAGAAGAUGACUCCUCCUCCUCCUCCGGCGGCGGCGAAGGCGGAGGAGGAAGCUGUGGCGAAUAUCGAUAAUCCGUUGAAGGAGACUGAGAGAGGAAGGAAAUCGAUCUCUCAAUCCAAAAACGGGAAGAGGAAAGUUAAGGUGGAUUGGACGCCAGAGCUUCACCGGAGAUUCGUGCAGGCGGUGGAGCAGCUCGGGGUUGACAAAGCCGUUCCCUCGAGAAUUCUCGAGCUCAUGGGAAUCGAUUGUCUCACUCGUCACAAUAUUGCUAGUCAUCUUCAAAAAUACAGGUCCCACCGGAAGCACUUGCUAGCGCGGGAAGCCGAGGCGGCGAGCUGGAGCCAGAGGCGACAGGUGUAUGCUGCCGCCUCUGGCGGGAAGAGAGAGCAUGUGAGCCCUUGGAUUGCACCAACGAUGGGGUUUCCGCCGGUGAAUCCAAUGCCUCAUUUUAGACCCCUACAUGUGUGGGGCCACCCAUCCGUCGACCAAUCAGGGAUGCCCAUGUGGCCAAAGCAUAUAACCCCUCCGCCACCGCCACCGCAUGGUUGGCAUCCGGCACCGCCGCCGCCGGCUGACCAUCCGUUUUGGCUACCCCACCACCACAACCAUGUGCCUACUCAGGGUACGCCUUGCUUCCCGCCGCAUCUGCAGCCCACGAGGUUUCCAACUCCGGCGGUUGCAGGCAUACCGCCGCCCCCUGCCAUGUACAAAGUGGAGCAGGGCGGCAUCGGCAGCCCGAUGCCUCCACCGGGGCAAACACUUCCGCAACCCCCUUCCGACAUUCAUCCGUCGAAGGAGAGCGUGGACGCGGCGAUAGGAGACGUGCUGUCGAAGCCGUGGCUGCCGCUGCCGCUGGGGCUGAAGCCGCCGUCCGUGGACAGCGUGGUGGUGGAGCUGCAGCGGCAAGGGGUGCCCAAAGUGCCCCCGGCUUGCGGCUGAGCUCCGCCGCCGAUAUAGUUCUUGGGAGUUUUCGACCAAGGAAAAACCAAUUCGACGACAUUUCAACUUUUCUGAAUUAAUUGUUCUUACUUAUUGCUUCGUGUACAAGAUGAGGAUGGUGAAGCUUUGGACUUGAUUAACUUUUUGUAAUGUGAAUUAUCUUAUGAUCAUCAUAAAUAUAUAGAGAAUUUAGAGCAUCCACAAUGGAUGCCCUAGUGCAUGCCCCAGUGAGAGCCCUAGUGGUUGUCACGUCAGCAUGCCUUAUCUUUCUGCAA
Messenger RNA from Salvia hispanica, 1715 nucleotides. Its product is annotated as putative transcription factor GLK1. Gene Ontology annotation, cellular component: nucleus. Gene Ontology annotation, biological process: positive regulation of DNA-templated transcription. Lineage: Eukaryota; Viridiplantae; Streptophyta; Magnoliopsida; Lamiales; Lamiaceae. Gene Ontology annotation, molecular function: transcription cis-regulatory region binding; DNA-binding transcription factor activity. The record is from RefSeq and is a predicted model, not a curated record.